This is a messenger RNA of Mus musculus (house mouse), 10727 nucleotides long. Its product is annotated as predicted gene, 53687. The transcript is spliced from 2 exons. NCBI's taxonomy places the organism in Eukaryota, Metazoa, Chordata, Mammalia, Rodentia, Muridae. The record is from RefSeq and is a predicted model, not a curated record. Bases 1132 to 3030 code for a protein of 632 amino acids.
AUAGCCGCUAUGCCUUUGCUACCGCCCAUGUCCAUGGAGAAAUAUAUAGGAGACGUGGGUUGCUCACCUCAGAAGGCAAGGAGAUCAAGAACAAGGGCGAAAUCUUGGCCUUACUGAAAGCUCUCUUUCUGCCCAAAAGACUCAGUAUAAUUCACUGCCCAGGACAUCAGAAAGGCAAUAGUGCUGAAGCUAAAGGCAACCGAAUGGCGGACCAGGCAGCCCGGGAAGCAGCCAUGGGGACUGACACAAAGGCCUCCUCACUUCUCAUAGAGACCUCAACCCCGUACACUCCAGACUUCUUCCAUUAUACUGAAACAGAUAUAAAGAACCUACGAGAGUUGGGAGCCACAUAUGAUAGAGAGAAAAAAUAUUGGGUCCUGCAAGGUAAACCUGUGAUGCCUGACCAGUUCACCUUUGAAUUAUUAGACUUCCUUCACCAGCUCACCCACCUUAGCUAUCAGAAGAUGAGGGCACUUCUAGACAGAAAAGAAAGCCCCUAUUACAUGCUAAAUAAAGAUAAGAUCCUCCACGAGGUGGCGGAAUCAUGCCAAGCCUGUGUCCAAGUAAAUGCCAGUAAAGCUAAGGUCGGUCCCGGGGUGCGAGUAAGAGGACAUCGACCAGGCACCCAUUGGGAAAUUGACUUUACUGAAGUAAGGCCCGGACUGUAUGGGCAUAAGUAUCUUCUGGUGUUUGUGGACACGUUCUCUGGCUGGGUGGAAGCCUUCCCAACCAAGCAUGAGACUGCCAAAGUUGUGACCAAAAAGCUUCUAGAAGAAAUAUUUCCAAGGUUUGGAAUGCCCCAAGUAUUGGGGACUGAUAAUGGGCCUGCCUUCGUCUCCCAGCUCACUUACAGGCCCUCCAAGCGGUACAACGAGAGGUCUGGAAGCCUCUGGCCGCUGCCUAUCAGGACCAACAAGACCAGCCUGUGAUACCACACCCCUUCCGUGUCGGCGACACCGUGUGGGUACGCCGGCACCAGACUAAGAACUUGGAACCUCGCUGGAAAGGACCCUACACCGUCCUGCUGACCACCCCCACCGCUCUCAAAGUAGACGGCAUCGCUGCGUGGAUCCACGCCGCUCACGUAAAAGCGGCGACAACCCCUCCGGCCGGAACAGCAUCAGGACCGACAUGGAAGGUCCAGCGUUCUCAAAACCCUUUAAAGAUAAGAUUAACCCGUGGGCCCCCCUGAUAGUCCUGGGGAUCUUAAUAAGGGCAGGAGUAUCAGUACCACAUGACAGCCCUCAUCAGGUCUUCAAUGUUACUUGGAGAGUUACCAACUUAAUGACAGGACAAACAGCUAAUGCUACCUCCCUCCUGGGGACAAUGACCGAUGCCUUUCCCAAACUGUACUUUGACUUGUGCGACUUAAUAGGGGACGACUGGGAUGAGACUGGACUCGGGUGUCGCACUCCCGGGGGAAGAAAAAGGGCAAGAACAUUUGACUUCUAUGUUUGCCCCGGGCAUACUGUACCAACAGGGUGUGGAGGCCCGAGAGAGGGCUACUGUGGCAAAUGGGGCUGUGAGACCACUGGACAGGCAUACUGGAAGCCAUCAUCAUCAUGGGACCUAAUUUCCCUUAAGCGAGGAAACACCCCUCGGAAUCAGGGCCCCUGUUAUGAUUCCUCAGCGGUCUCCAGUGGCAUCCAGGGUGCCACACCGGGGGGUCGAUGCAAUCCCCUAGUCCUAGAAUUCACUGACGCGGGUAAAAAGGCCAGCUGGGAUGGCCCCAAAGUAUGGGGACUAAGACUGUACCGAUCCACAGGAACCGACCCGGUGACCCGGUUCUCUUUGACCCGCCAGGUCCUCAAUAUAGGGCCCCGCAUCCCCAUUGGGCCUAAUCCCGUGAUCACUGACCAGUUACCCCCCUCCCGACCCGUGCAGAUCAUGCUCCCCAGGCCUCCUCAGCCUUCCCCUACAGGCGCAGCCUCUAUACAACCUGGGACGGGAGACAGACUGCUGAACCUGGUAGAUGGAGCCUACCAAGCACUCAACCUCACCAGUCCUGACAAAACCCAAGAGUGCUGGUUGUGUCUGGUAUCGGGACCCCCCUAUUACGAAGGGGUUGCCGUCCUAGGUACCUACUCCAACCAUACCUCUGCCCCAGCUAACUGCUCCGUGGCCUCCCAACACAAGCUGACCCUGUCCGAAGUAACCGGACAGGGACUCUGCGUAGGAGCAGUUCCCAAAACCCAUCAGGCCCUGUGUAAUACCACCCAGAAUACAAGCGACGGGUCCUACUAUCUGGCUGCUCCCGCCGGGACCAUUUGGGCUUGCAACACCGGGCUCACUCCCUGCCUAUCUACUACUGUACUCAACCUCACCACCGAUUACUGUGUCCUGGUUGAGCUCUGGCCAAAGGUGACCUACCACUCCCCUGGUUAUGUUUAUGGCCAGUUUGAGAGAAAAACCAAAUAUAAAAGAGAGCCGGUGUCAUUAACUCUGGCCCUGCUGUUGGGAGGACUUACUAUGGGCGGCAUAGCUGCAGGAGUAGGAACAGGGACUACAGCCCUAGUGGCCACCAAGCAAUUCGAGCAGCUCCAGGCAGCCAUACAUACAGACCUUGGGGCCUUAGAAAAAUCAGUCAGUGCCCUAGAAAAGUCUCUGACCUCGUUGUCUGAGGUGGUCCUACAGAACCGGAGAGGAUUAGAUCUACUGUUCCUAAAAGAAGGAGGAUUAUGUGCUGCCCUAAAAGAAGAAUGCUGUUUCUACGCGGACCACACUGGCGUAGUGAGAGAUAGCAUGGCAAAGCUAAGAGAAAGGUUAAACCAGAGACAAAAAUUGUUCGAAUCAGGACAAGGGUGGUUUGAGGGACUGUUUAACAGGUCCCCAUGGUUCACGACCUUGAUAUCCACCAUUAUGGGCCCCUUGAUAAUACUCUUAUUAAUCCUACUCUUCGGACCCUGUAUUCUCAACCGCUUGGUCCAGUUUGUAAAAGACAGAAUUUCGGUGGUGCAGACCCUGGUUCUGACCCAACAGUAUCAUCAACUCAAAUCAAUAGGUCCAGAAGAAGUGGAAUCACGUGAAUAAAAGAUUUUAUUCAGUUUCCAGAAAGAGGGGGGAAUGAAAGACCCCACCAUAAGGCUUAGCAAGCUAGCUGUAGUAACGCCAUUUUGCAAGGCAUGAAAAAGUACCCGAGCUGGGUUCUCAAAAGUUACAAGGAAGUUCAGUUAUAGAUUAACAGUUAAAGAUCAAGGCUGAAUAGCACUGGGACAGGGGCCGAACAGGAUAUCGGUGAUCAAGCACCUGGGCCCCGGCUCAGGGCCAAGAACAGAUGGUUCUCAGAUAAAGCGGAACCAGCAACAGACACAGAAGCCCCGAUAGACGUCAGUGUUAGCAGAACUAGCUUCACUGAUUUAGAAAAAUAGAGGUGCACAGUGCUCUGGUCACUCCUUGAACCUGUGUGUCUGCCAAUGUUCUGACCAGAUAUGUGCCCAUUGCUGAACCUUCAUUAGACUCUUUCCUUGUACCCCUCCCCUACCCAUUUCUUGAAAAUAGACAUUGUUUAGAUCUAAAAAGUCCCACCUCAGUUUCCCCAAAUGACCGGGAAGUACCCCAAACCUUAUUCGAACUAACCAACCAGCUCGCUUCUCGCUUCUGUAACCGCGCUUUUUGCUCCCCAGCCCUAGCCCUAUAAAAAGGGUAAAAACUCCACACUCGGCGCGCCAGUCCUCCGAUAGACUGAGUCGCCCGGGUACCCGUGUUCCCAAUAAAGCCUCUUGCUGUUUACAUCCGAAUCGUGGACUCGCUGAUCCUUGGGAGGGUCUCCUCAGAUUGAUUGACUGCCCACCUGGGGGGGGUCUUUCAUUGGAACAUUAACUCAGGAGAUGCCUCGGGGUCUGCAAAAUGCUUGUCAGCCUCAAUCAAGGGAGAAGGGCCGCUCCAAGCAACUGGGUAGAAGACCAGAUGGUCUCUCAUUAACCCUCUCAAUGAUGCACUACAAAAUUAACAACCAUUUCUGCUCCAUUAACACCACACUUGGCCCAUCAUGGGGGGAAAUGGAGGUGGGAGAACACGGGUUUAUGUCUAGACGGAGACACUCAUAAAGACCAGAUGCCUAUGUGGCUGCCACUCAGAAAGGAGGGAGACCCUGCAUGCCUCUUAUAGAGGGUGCCCCAAGGCAGAAGUUACCAGCAGUGACUAAUCACAAUGACAGUUCCCCUUUCACCCUUAAAACAGGGGCAACAACCUUCCAUAGAAUGAAGUCUCUCUCAGACUCAUGUACUGAAUGAAGGUUUGCUUGGUUGCUGGUUGACAGGCUUCUGGGAGGUGAAUGGACCAUGAGGGCUCUAAAUUCAAGACCAGAGUACUCCACUGAUGGACUCAUAACUUGAUGGCUUUUGGGAGAUGGUAAAAAUCAGGAGGUAGGUUACCAGGGGUGUAUCUCAUUUCAGCUUCUCCUUGCCAUAUUUUCUUACCAUGUACUCUGCCUCACCAUGAAGGGGGUAGUUCUGAUGCUAAGGUCCUGUUCCUCAAUUGGUCCUUGAUCUGUCAGUAAAGAAAGCCAGGGACCAAUUGCUGGGUGGAAGGUAUGGGCGGGACUUCCAGGUACCAGGAGGUAAAGGAAACACAAGGAAAGAGAGAGGGAGUUUCUGCCAUGCUUUGGAGGGAGAAGAACACAGCAACCAUGUGAGGUCUCAAGGGGAGCCUGUGGCUACUACUACAGGCGGGUGGUCAGGAAUGUUUGACAGGGGCUAGUUGGGACUAGAGCCCAGCAAUUGUGCCAAAAAAGCAAGUUGCAAAGGAACAAACUGUGUGUGUCUUUUGUCCAAGGAUUCAAGGGAAGCUAGGUGGGGGCUGGUAGUGCAGCCCACUUCCCCGAGCAAAGGCAGGCAGAGCAAAAGGGAAGCCGUGUGGGAGCUGGUAGCACGGCCAGUCCCAGAGCAAAGGUGGUUAGCCUAAAACUACACGUAAUGUCACCAUAGAUCCAGAAACAUGUAGUCAAUGGACUGAAGCUCUGAAACCUUGAGCCAAAGUAAGUCUUUAUGUAGGGACUGGAGAGACGGCUCAGAGGAUAAAGUAGUUGCUGCAUAAGGACAAGAACUUGAGUUCAGAUCUCCAGCAUCCACUUGGAAAGCAAACCGCGGUGUCAUGCACAUAUAAUCCUAGCAAUGGGGAGCAGAAAUAGGAGGAUCCCUGGGGAAUAGGGCAAUCCCAUCCAGCCAAUCAGCGACCUGCAGGGUCAUUAAGAGACCCUGCUUCACCAAACGUAUGUACUUUUAAUCCCAGUAGUCAGGAAGCAGAGGUGGGCAGAUCUCUGUGAGUUCAAGACCAGCCUGGUCAUGAAGCAAAAUAUACACUUUAUAUAAAAUGGCUUUGCAGUCCGUGGACUUAACACGUCACUUAUCUAGUACCUGUCUGAAAAACUAAGGGCAAGUGCCAUAGAGGAAGACACCCAAUAUCAGCCAUCAGUGUGGGGUGUGUGGCCAACCAUGCACCCCCCCACCCCCGGUUUCCCCCACACAGAGAGGGGGAGUAUCUAUGUAAAGUAUUUUGUCACAGAGAGGACAGGUUGACUGACACACUGUGAGGAUUAAAAGAGAUCAUGAGGACUUUUGGGAUAGCAUUGGAAAUGUAAAUGAGGAAAAUACCCAAUUAAAAAAAAAUUAAAAAAAAAAAGAUCAUGAGUGUGAGAAUGCUAACUCAAGUUUUUUUUUUUUUUUUUUUUUUUUUUUUUUUUUUUUUUUGAGGGGAGGAUGGGGAGGAGUCUUAAGACAGGGUCUCACUAUGCAACCCUGACUGGUACUAUGUAAUCCAAACUAGCCUUAAACUCUAUGCAGUCCCCUACCUAUGCUAGGAUUACAGGUGUAUGCCAUCAUGACAAUCCAUGCCUAGAAUCUAAAGUGGCUGUUCUUAACUUGUGGGUCUCUUGGGGGGGUCAAAUAUCCGAUAUCCUGCAUAUCAGAUAUUUAUGUUACAACUCGUAACAGUAACAAAAUUACAGCUAUAAAGUAGCAACGGAAUAAUUUUAUGGUUGGGGGCGUCACUGCAACAUGAGAAACUGAAUUAAAGGGUCACAGCAUUAGGAAGGUUGAGAACCACUGCUCUAGACGAACAGAAAGAGUCUGACUUGGCUCAGAAUCCAGUCAGCCCUCUCUGACUGGGCAUAAAGGAUUCUGGGUACUCUUACCCAAACGAUGUUCCUUGAACCAGCAGUAGCACAGCAGUGGCACCUGUCAGAAUACAGAGCCUCUGGUUUCAUCCAAGACCUACUGGAGAGCUCAAAUGAUCCUCGGGAGGUUCCGAUGCACGAUGGGAGUGUGAGAAGCUAAGCCAGGCAUUUGGUCCUUGGCAAACCAUCUCUUUUCCUCCCUGUCUGGCUACAGGAAACACAGGGGGUUAGACGGAAGUAGGAGUCAAUGCAGAGUCAUUUGAAUAGCAUCCUCUUGCUAGUCAUGAUGCACGGUUGGGCCCAAUCACAUGUUAAGAAAACCAAUCUUCCAUAUUUGUAAGGAGAAAAGACCCCAAUUGGAACCAACAUGUCUUUAAGGUCUUUAUCCUCUGUCUCCCUCUCAACGAUGAAGUGAAAAAGCCCCGAAUUAGAACCUCCCAAGAGCAAUAGUGUGCAACCAGCACUAAUAACUCCACUUAGUUUCCAGUACGUUUAUUUGUGAGGUAACCUUUUACUUAUAACAAAUGCCGCAUUUCUCAUUUGUUUCCUAAGUAAGUCAUAUUUCAAAACAAUAAAUCAAAAGGAAGAAAAACAUCAAGUCUGUAAUUCCAGAGUGAGCGUGGCAAAACCGGUGGCAGCAGGACAUUAAUGACGGCAGUCAGUUGAGUUACUGCUCCCCAACCAAUAAGAGUCCUUUAAUAUCAGCGCCACUAUUUUGUUUUAAACACUGAGGAUCAUGACCAACACUUUUGUUCUUUAUUUAAAUGGGGUGGAAUGGGAAAGGCUAGGAGGGUAUAAAAAUAUGAAUUCACUGUGAAUUUGCUAGAGGAAGGACAGUGACGGAAUAUGAACAGUUCUGUGAAUGUUUUUUUUUUUUUUUUUUUUUUUUUUCAGUUUGUGUAAUGCACUGGCUCACACAGAGAACAGAUUCUUUAUGUAAUGACUUUAGAGGCCACAGAGUUGGCAAGUCACUAAAAAAGAAUGGUAAGAGGGUCAGGAAGACAGCUCAGUAUUUUUUAAUAAUCGCCCUGCAAACCUGGAGAUAUGGUUUCGGACCUCUGGAACCCAUCUAAAAGUCAGACACUGUGGCUGACUUGUAAUUCCAGCACCCUUACAAUGAGGAAUGGGGCAGGGCGAGACACAGAAGGAUCCCUUGGGGGCCCUGGGGCCUGCUAGCCUGCAGGACAGAGCAGCUAGCCUGGAGUACAAAGCACAGUGACAACCAGGAAGGAUCCUGCUUCAAACAGGGUGGAGGGUGAAGACAAAUGCCAAGGUUGUCCUGACCUUAGCGACCUGACUGACAUCUCUUCCACCCCACCCCCACACUAUGGUAUAUGUGCACCUUCACAUAAAACACACACGCACACACACUCAUCCCUUAAAUACUUUAAAAAAAAAAAUCACAAGGGUACAGAGCUGACUUUUUUGGUCAGGCCACCCAUGAGCAAAUUCCUUUUAAUACUACAUCCUAGACCUCCCAUAACUCCCUAGCUCUUCUCUCCUGACACAUAAUGAACACAUAAUGCCACAGGAUACUAAAUCGUGGGUAUUCCCCAACCCGGCUUUGCUCCCUCAAGUCACCAUUUCCACCUUCACAGAGUGACCCGUGGAGACACGCCAGAGGGAGGAUGUAUUUUGGAGGAAUGGAACUCCAUCACUAGGACCUGCUCUCCUGACCUCGAAUCACUUUUAGAGUUGGCAGUCUUAUAGUGGGGUCUUCUCAGAGACACACUGCUCCCUCAGAAGAAUAUGAAGAGGGUGGUGGGAAAGGGCAGGGAAGCAAAAGAAAGCUCUGGGCAGUUGAGGGGUGGUCAGCACGGCAGCAAGGCUGAGCCUCUGUGUUGGUUACAUUCUGGAAUCAAGGGUCGCGGGGAGGGCUAGGAGGCAGGGACAGAACAGGACCCCAGGAGGGAGGCUGCUGCACAGUGGUGGAAGAAGAGGAGUCAGGAGGGAAUAAGAAGACCCCAGGAGCAACUGGAAUUCUGUACAUGUUCCCAUAGAAAAACAUGAGCCUGAGACACGCAGGCAUCCCUCUAUCCCUAUACCCCAGCAAGCAGAGGUUCCUAAAAAAACACUGCUGAGUCAAUACAGGAUGUGAGCUGUCCUUGAAAUUUUGAGCAUCAAGGGGAAGAAAGAGACUGGAACUGGAAAGCUCUCCCCCAACCCAUGUGCACGGGGGUGGGGGGAGGGCGGUGCGCUUCUGCCUUCCUCCUUUGAUCCCUGCUCAGCCUUUCUUCUCUCUGCUCACCACACACAAACCCUUUGUGAUGUAAGGCCUUCAGUCUUAUUUGGGCCUUUUUGGCCCUAGCCAAAGGUGGCUCUACAAAGGUCUGAGUCACCAGGCUCAGUCUUUCCCUGAGGUCCACCAUCUCAGUAAGGGGCUCCCUGGGCCUGGGGACCUCCAUGGAUGUAGAAAGUGGUUCUGGAGGCGACUACACCUGAGUCACAUCACCCCUAAUUAACAUGCUGCACCGGGUAAAUUUAGACAUCAGCCAGAUCUCCACCCAACAGGCCCUAGGUCUGGGCAAAGAACCUUGGUACUCAGUGGCCUGAUUUAUGGCUGAAGGCUCUUUAUUCUCCUUCUGGGACUGUGGAGGUGAAUUUUAAAAGGUCCAAGAGCAGGGCCAGCACACUGUGGAUCUGCCAAGUCCUCUCUUCCAGUUCCCACUUCUUUACCCCUAUCCCCAAGUGCUCUGAAAACAAGGCAUUAAGUACACCCCAGCCCCACCUCCAAAGCCGAGAUCCAGGCCUGUCAGUCUCUCCCUCCUUCCCUCCCUCCCUCCCUCCCCUGCUUCCCCCUCUCAUUACCAAGUAUCAUUUCUUGCCAAUAACCCCCAAAAUGGGGUCAUGCAAGGAUAUGGGUUCCAUUAUCCCUAGGAAAAGGCAGCCAGUUGGUGAGACACAUGAAGGAUCCCUACAAGACGAGCCACUCACACCAUGGAGAAACAAGACUUAGUCUUGGUAGUGCUUGCCCUACAAUCCCAGCUACCUGGAAAGCUGAGGCAGGAAGAUUAAAGGUUUAAAGUCAGCCUUGUCAAAGAGACUAGCUCAAAAUAAAGAGUAAAAAAGGGCUGGAGCCCAGCGGUGGGUGCACACCUUGAAUCUCAGCACUCGGGAGGCAGAGGCAGGGGGAUCUCUGAGUUCAAGGUCAGCCUCCUCUACUGAGCAAGUUUCAGUUCAUCCAGGACAACCAUGGCUACAGAGAAACCUUGUCUUGAAACAACAACAACAAAGGAGGGAGCUGGUAAGACAGCUCAGUGGUACUUGCCUAGCACACACAAGGCCUAAAGUUGAACCCUCAGCACCGCCCCCACAGACACCCCCCAAAAAAUCUUCACAGUUGUCACAAUGGUCAGAGAUAACCAGAUCUAUAGAGAUCAGCUACGGGGCCCUCACUGACCCACUGUGAAAGGGACGAGUGUGGAAAGCUGAGCAUUUUGUUAAGGUCAGGCUAACCUGAUGUUCCACACCCAGUGCCUCCUCAAGCUAAGCCCUAAUCUCCAAUUUUCUCCAAUUUUCUCCUUAUCACACAGAGGACCUGCACACCUGCACACGAGUGGACGCUUAGAAGAGCAGUGGUGAUGUGUGACUCUCCCUGGCCAGGGCUGGCACACAGCAGGGACUGGACAGCAUUGUGGUAUUGAUAUUCUGUAGGAAGCUAAGUGGUCGCUGGAGUCAGAGCACUGAGAUCUGGUCAAAUGCAAGCUGAAUCUCUCGGAUCUUCCGUGUUCUCACCUCUAUCAGGAAAUGAUAAGCAAGUGUGUGUCUAGGGGUUUUAUAGAUAAUCCACAGAAAAUGUCUAGGAUAUCUGGCACAUGAUAAGGCUAAUUAAAUUGUACAUUUUCGUUACUUUUUUUCUUUGGAUUUCACUCACCAGUCCAGGCUAUCCUGGAGCUCACUAUGUAGCCCAGGCUUUCCUCGAAACCAUGCCUCAAUCUUCAGCUGCUGGGUUUGAGGUAAGGUUUCAUGUAGCCCAAGCUUCCUCCUAUACAGCUAACCUUGAACUUUCAGUCCUCCAGGGUGUCACCACACUCAAGUUUUGUGGGGUGCUUUGGCUUUAUCCUGGGCCUUUGUAAAUCGCAGGCAAGCACUUUACCCACUGAGCUACAUCACCAGCCCCCACUUCCAAUUUUGCUAAAGAAAACAGAAGGCUAACAAGAUGGUUCAUUUGGUAAAAGCCCUUGCUGGGCAAGCAUGCCAGCCAGAGUCAAACCCCCAGAAUCCAUAUGAAAUAUGGGAAGCGAGAACUGGCUCCACAAAGUUGACCUUUAACCUCCAUAUACCAGCAUGGCACACGAACCCAUAUACACUCACAAUGCACACAUAUAUUCAGUAACAAACAAAUAUUUUUUAAAAAUUGAAAGACAAAUUUUUCACAAACAAAAAAAACUAAUUUUCUUGAGUCCAGUGAGAUUCCCAGAUUAUUUUUAUUGGAAGAUGUAAUUUGGGGACCUAAGGAUGAGAUUUCUCUUCAGAACUCUUUUCCUUCCUAAAGAGGCCUCCACUAGGUGCCAUCAAAGAACACACUGCCACCCUAACAUCAAAACUUCAUAAAGGAGCCUUUUUUUUUUCCUUAAAAUUAUGCCCCAAGGGAGAGAGACCAACGAGACAGAGA